Messenger RNA from Melitaea cinxia (Glanville fritillary), 3143 nucleotides. RefSeq names its product NADP-dependent malic enzyme-like. Gene Ontology annotation, molecular function: malate dehydrogenase (decarboxylating) (NADP+) activity; malate dehydrogenase (decarboxylating) (NAD+) activity; NAD binding. Gene Ontology annotation, biological process: pyruvate metabolic process; malate metabolic process. Lineage: Eukaryota; Metazoa; Arthropoda; Insecta; Lepidoptera; Nymphalidae. Bases 18 to 1856 code for a protein of 612 amino acids. Gene Ontology annotation, cellular component: mitochondrion. The transcript has 11 exons. The record is from RefSeq and is a predicted model, not a curated record.
CCAGGAGCGAGUCCGCCAUGAGUCCAGCGCCCCCCGCGCAACUUGACAAAAGCAUCGCACAAUCCGUCAGUGGCAAGCAGUCGCUCGCUGUCAGUGGAAGAACGUGUACGUACGAAAUGGAACGCGAUCGUAUCGGUGUAUGGGGCUCCGGGGACGGCCAGUCCAACAGCCGGCUCUCAGGGCUCGACCGCCUGAAGCACCCUGGACUCAAUAAGGGUAUGGCGUUCACAAUCGAGGAGCGUCAAGCAAUGGGUAUCCACGGCUUGCUGCCCCCGAGGGUGAAGACCCAGGAGGAACAAGUGGAGCUGUGCAAGCUUUCCAUUGCACGCUACGAAGACCCUCUCAACAAGUACAUUUAUCUGAUGGGACUACUGGACCGCAACGAGCACCUAUUUUAUCGCUUCGUGGGCGAGAAUGUUGCGGAAAUGAUGCCCAUAGUGUACACGCCCACUGUUGGGCUCGCGUGCCAGAAGUUCGGGCUCGUGUACCGGCGACCACGUGGACUCUUUAUUACUAUCAAUGACAAGGGAUAUGUUUACGAUAUUUUGAAGAACUGGCCUGAGACCGACGUGCGUGCUAUCGUAGUGACGGACGGCGAGCGUAUCUUGGGGCUGGGAGACUUGGGCGCCUGCGGUAUGGGCAUCCCUGUGGGCAAGCUGUCGCUCUACACCGCGUUAGCCGGUAUCAAGCCGCAUCAGUGCUUGCCUAUAACUCUUGACGUGGGCACGAACAACCAGACCAUGCUGGACGACCCGCUGUACAUCGGGCUGCGGCAGCGGCGCGUGCGCGGCGCCGCGUACGACGAGUUCGUCGACGAGUUCAUGCAGGCGGUCGUCAAGCGCUUCGGGCAGAACUGCCUCAUACAGUUCGAGGACUUCGCCAACGCGAACGCGUUCCGCCUGCUCGAGAAGUACCGCGGCAGGUACUGCACGUUCAACGACGACAUCCAGGGCACGGCGGCGGUGGCGGUGGCCGGGCUGCUCGCGUCGCUGCGCAUCACCGGCAAGCGGCUCUCCGACAACGUGUUCGUGUUCCAGGGAGCCGGCGAGGCAUCUCUGGGUAUCGCAGAGCUGUGCGUGAUGGCGAUGAAGAACGAGGGUACAUCGGACGCCGAUGCACGCUGCAAGAUUUGGAUGGUGGACUCAAAGGGUCUCAUCGUGAAGAACCGUCCUGAAGGUGGACUGAACGAACACAAGGAGAAGUUUGCCCAGAACUGCUCCCCCAUUCGGACACUUGCCGAAGUUAUAAAUGUUGCUAAGCCUUCUGUACUGAUUGGCGCGGCCGCUAUAGGCGGCGCGUUCACUGCAGACAUCUUGCGCAAGAUGGGCGAACUGAACGCGCGGCCGGUCAUCUUCGCGCUCUCCAACCCCACCAGCAAGGCCGAGUGCACCGCCGAGGAGGCCUACGCCAACACCGACGACCGCGCCAUCUUCGCGUCGGGCUCGCCGUUCCCCGAGUACCGCGCCAAGGACGGGCGCGCGCUGCGGCCGGGGCAGGGCAACAACGCGUACGUGUUCCCCGGCCUCGCGCUCGGCGUGCUCGCCGCCGGCAUCGUCGACAUCUCCGAGGACUUCAUGCUGCUGGCCGCAGAGGCCCUGGCUAAAAUUGUGUCACAAGAGAAUUUGGACCACGGUAGCGUGUACCCACCACUCGCAGAUAUCCAAGAAUGCUCCGUCAAGAUCGCCAAGAAAGUUUUGGAACACGCGUACAAUACAGGCAAGGCGUCAGUACAACCGCAGCCAGAGGACGCGGAGGCGUUCAUCCGCGCGCAGAUGUACGACGUGCGCUACUCGCCCGCGCUGCCGCCGCGCUACGACUGGCCGCCGAGCCCCGCGCCGCACGUCUCCGUCAUGUAGACCGGCAGCUACCACAGACUACCUACACACGGCCGGACAUUUCGAUACUCGUAUAAAAAAAAAAAAAAAAAAAAACUAAUAGAGCUCUGCUAAUAAACACAAUUUGUUAUUCCAUUUUUACCUAUCAAAAAAAAAAGAAAAAAAAAAUACCACUGAUUUUGUGCAUACAAUAUUGGUUUAAUUACGUUUUUCUUUACAUUAAAUCGUCCGAAAAAAGUAAAAAUCGGGGGUUAAGAGUUGUAAUUUAAAAUCGGGGAUUGUGUUGUAAGAAGAGCCGCUUUUAAUAUCGAUACGGCAAGGAAUUAUUGUGAUAAUCAAAGUUACUUUGUCACCAUCUGUUACUUUGAUUUGGCAAUCAAGUCUGUUUAUGUUUUAUAAAUAACCACUAAUAUCGCUUGAUCAAAUUUUACCAAAGGUUUAUUAUUGAAACUACUAUUUAUGUCUUUAAUUUAUUAUGACUAAAAUGCCGUAUUAAAAAUAACUUUAUAAACAUGAAAUGUUUAAAAAAAGGUUAGAACGAAAGCAGCGGUUGUGUGUGCUUAAACACAUGUAAGUUCUAUUGACGAGGGAUCUUAUGUUUUAUACUUUUUUUUCAUGUAAUUUAUAUGUUUAGCUCAGCUUGACUUAUCAACAUUCUUAAACAAUCUUUUUCGGAUACCAUUAAUUGUUUAAUUAUUGAUUUCAUGUUGAUAGACACUGUGAUUAUAUCUGUUUUGUUAAAAAUUGCAUUGAUAAAAACGCAAAGGUGCAAAUCAUAAAAUUUAUUUUGGCAAGUGUGCAUUGCCAAGUGCGAUGACGCGAAAUCUAUUCUUGCACUAAUAUGACGUGACUAUUUUUCUCACGUAUUUUUGCUUUGCCAACAACAUGAUUUAUAUCAUUGUUAUUAUUUUUAAAGACGUCACACAAUACUAUUUAAAAUUACAUUCCAAUCUUCCAAAGUGAACUGUUUUAUGAUUAAAUUUGAACCAAAUAUAUAUUGUAUUUAUAAAACUAGGUUUAUUUUUGUAUUUGUAAAGAAAUACUUUAUAUGGAGAUAAAUAAAAAAAAAUGUGAUAUGUAUUUAUAGCGAGUUAACGGGAAAAUGUUGUUAAAAUAGAGGAUUUGUUUUUUGUUACUUUUAUAAAUUUGUCAAAAUAAUUUAUAUUAAUUUAUUUAGUUAUAUUAAGAACCUUGUCAUGUAGACGAUUUCGAUUAGUAAUAUUAUAUUGAACAAGCUUGUAUUUAACGGAUCGGUAAUACAAUAUUAUUUAUUUGUAAAAGCAUUAAAAUAAAUUAUUUGAUGAAAAA